This is a messenger RNA of Microthlaspi erraticum, 516 nucleotides long. The record is from the annotation of a GenBank genome assembly. NCBI's taxonomy places the organism in Eukaryota, Viridiplantae, Streptophyta, Magnoliopsida, Brassicales, Brassicaceae.
AUGGCGAGGGAUACUGCGACAAACGAGCAGCUACAAGCCAACAUUGACUUUGCAUGCAGCCACGGCGUAGACUGUAGUCUUAUCCAACCCGGUGGAAGUUGCUAUAACCCUAAUACUCUGAUAGACCAUGCGUCGUAUGUCAUGAACGCUUAUUACCAUAGUCAUGGUCGCAUCGAAGAGGCUUGUAGCUUUAACCAUAGCAGUUGGUUUGUUUUUAAAGAUCCAAGAAUAGUCGCUAAAGUAGUUGAUCGCACAAAGACAAUGGAUGAUGUCUACGGUGCAUUCUAUGAUUUUUCUUGCAUGAUAGAAAAAAAGGUUGAUAAGAACGAUCCAAAUGCAAUGAAAACACUAAAACAACUUGGAACAAUCAAGAAACUCUGCAGAGAAAAUGGAGACCUUCAAAACAGAAAAUCUUAUGUUAACGACGAAUCAAAAUCAAAGGCUCUCUUGAUUGCAAUGCUUGUGCUUCUACUGGCCAUAUUGCUCUUUGCAUAUCUAAAACACCAACUAGUGUAG